GGGAAACUCGGUCUAGACCUGCGCGCUCGCUGUCAUGGAGGAGGAAGAGGCCGAGGAGCAGCAGGAAUUCAGCUAUAGACAGAGGCUGAAGGCGGCCGUGCAUUACACCGUGGGGCGCCUUUGUGAGAAGGUGGCAGCCGACAAGGAGGUGACAUUCAGCAAACAGACCAUCGCAGCGAUUGCAGAGAUGACAUUUCACCAAUGCGAAAAUUUUGCCAAAGACCUGGAAAUGUUUGCGAGACAUGCGAAAAGAAGCACCAUCAACACGGACGACGUGAAGCUCUUAGCCCGGAGGAGUAGCUCGCUGCUAAAAUACAUCACAGAGAAAAAUGAAGAGCUCGCUCAGUGCAAUCUAGAGCGGAAAAACAAGAAGAAAAAGAAAUCAGAGGAUGGAAAGAAAAACCCAGAGGAGUCGGCAGAGGCAGAAGUAAUGGAGAGUGAGGAUUAAUUAAGCUUUGCCUUGGGAGAGCGGCCUCCGCUGCAGGCCUCUACGGAACCCAUACCCCGAUCUUCUACAGCAUCUGUACUCA
Messenger RNA from Suncus etruscus (white-toothed pygmy shrew), 530 nucleotides. RefSeq names its product centromere protein S (gene CENPS). Gene Ontology annotation, cellular component: Fanconi anaemia nuclear complex; FANCM-MHF complex. The record is from RefSeq and is a predicted model, not a curated record. The coding region runs from base 35 to 448 and encodes 137 amino acids. Gene Ontology annotation, biological process: resolution of meiotic recombination intermediates; replication fork processing. Gene Ontology annotation, molecular function: chromatin binding; protein heterodimerization activity. NCBI's taxonomy places the organism in Eukaryota, Metazoa, Chordata, Mammalia, Eulipotyphla, Soricidae. The transcript has 5 exons.